AUGAGCAAGAGAGUGAUUCCCAUGGCGGUGGCGCCGCCGCCGUCGUUGCUGACGACGACGCCGUUGCCGCCGACCCUGGCAUCCGCGUCAUUGGCAUCCAAACAGAACAAGGGAACAAAACUCCCCAUGGAUCGUUUUGCCAUGAUGCGCCAGGUGAACCUUGAAACUAGCGCCUCGGCCACCGCCGUCGACACCGUAUCCGCGGGUCAGAAUCAUCGGGAGCGACUUCAGCAAGAAUCCCGCCGACGGGUGGAAGUCGUGCUAAUGGAGAAAGAAGAUUAUACGUUCACCCAGGAGGGCGUUGACCGCCUCAAGCGGCAGGAAGCACGACUCGUCAUGCAGGAUGAAGACAAACGCAUGCGGCAGCUCAUGAAAGAUGAGGCCGCCGUCAAGUAUCAAGCCCUGGAAAGAGAACGACGUCGGAUUGAAGCCGAGGAACGGCAGGUGCUCCUCGAGAAGCAUAGAGUGGAAAUGGAAGCGCAAAAAGCCAAACAAGAUGCUGACAACGAGCGCAAAAGACUGGAACGGGAAGAGCGCAUGCGCAAAAUGAAAGAAGCAUCCGAUCGCAAGGCUCGCGAAGAGUACUUGGCAAAUGAAGCGGUCAAGAAGGCGGCACUGGAGAGAGAGCGUCAAGCACAGCAGGAACAGAUGGAGCGGCUCCACAUGGAAAUCGAGGACGAAGCCGAGCGCUGUCGCAUGCAAAGAGCUGCUGAGGAAGCGUUGAUCCAGGCCAAGGUCGCAGCGGAGGAGGCCAAGUGGAAAGCUUGGGAGGAGGCGGAGGCCGCGCGAGAAGCGUCCGAGCAGGCAGCGCGACGAGCGCAAAAAGCUGCGCAGUACGAGGCCGACAAGAAGCGCCGCAUGGACCUGCAUCGCCUUCGCAAAGAAACGGAGAACCGGCUCAAGCGCAUCGAAGCGAUGGACCACCCUACUCCGCUUCCCCCACCGCCGUCCAGAACCCCCGAUUCACCUUCCAAGAGUGUGCCAAAAAUUGGGUCCUUUUGCUUGAACCCGUCCGUGGAAAAGCCAACAACUGGGGACUUCAAGGACAUUGCGGCGAUGUCAAAAGAUGAGCUGCGUGAAGAGCACAAUACGUGUGUGCAGCUAAAGAAAACGAUCAAGCAAGAUAUUGUAUCCUGGUGUGACGCGUUCCAAGCCAAGCUGGGUCGUCCCCCGACGCUCGAGGAAAAAACCGAGAUCCAGCCGCUGUACAAGCGCUAUAGCGACGUGGAGGCGCACCUCCGGCUUGUCAAGCACCGAUUGGAAGGGUUGGUGGCGCAGGAAAAGGCAAAGAAGGCGCAGGAAGCAUCUGUGUUUCAUCAACUCAGUGCGGCGGCUGAAAGCAAAGCGACUCCCACGCUUCCGCCGGCAACGUUGAAACCAACCACUUCUCGCGAUCAACUCCAUGCGAUACUCGACUCGACCGCUGACGCGGCAGUUCCAUCGUCCGACCUCGAUCAACUGACCACCCGAAAGAAGACUCUCAAACAAGAGAUCCAAGACUGGUGCACACAGUUCCAGAGCGCGCAUGGACGUCCCCCGACCAUCGCAGACAAAAAGGACGUUCAAGGAUUAUACGAAGAGUAUGCAGCUCUCGACGCGAGAAUCAAAGCUCUCAACUCGGCGGAAACUGUGCUUAUGGCUCCAUCACCGACUGCAGCUGCUGUAUUGCCAGGAAACUUGAGCCUCGCGGACCUCGUGAAUCUAGUCCACGAUGCCCUCGACGACCCGACCCCGCUCGCCCCUCGUGAUUUGGCGCAGCGCAUUCUCGCCAUCCAUGAAGCAAUGGACGGUCAGAAAUGCUCCCCGUUUUUGCGAGUCGAUGGCGUUGAGAGCGAGUCGCCGGCGGCCCAGGCUGGACUUCAAGUUGGAGACCUCAUCGGUCGGUUUGGCACCGUCGUCGCCGUCUUGACAGCCACCCAUUCGAAUUUGAUUCGCCAAGUGGUGACUGUGGUGAAUGCAAGGGUGGGAAAGGGAGUGUCCAUCUCGCUGCAGCGGGGCAGCUCGUCCUGGCGCCACUUGGUGCUCAAGCCUCAAAAGUGGAGAGGCAAAGGGUUGUUGGGGUGUGUUUUACAGCCAUACGAAGCCCCUGGUGCCACGCAACCUGCCCUGGUCUCCAUUUCUCCACCAAGGCCUGUCGAACCAUCGCAGCCACAUGAGCUCGACCUGUACGAAGCCCUCACCGUCCCCCUCCCCGAACCUAUGAUGCUCCCGCUCGGGGACUUGGUUGUUUGGCACCACAAGCUCUUGGAUGGAAUGGACAGUUUGGCGUCCAAAGAAUCGAUGGAAGCGAUGAAGACCCAAAUGGAAGCGACGAUGGCCCAACUAACGGUACACAUUCAACGCCUCAUGACGGAGAGCCAUGCGAUUCCGUUCCUAAAAGUUGAAUCGGUCGAAACUUCGUCGCCGUCGGCCCUCGCUGGUCUUGAACCUGGAGACUUGCUCGGGCGAGUUGGCUACGUCAUGUACUACAACGGCGCGACCCAUGCCACCUUGAUCAAAGAGAUGGUCGGGCUUGUCAACGACCGCACGAACCACGGCAUUUCAAUCUCCUUCUUACGACGGAAUCGCACGUGGCGACCCCUUGUGCUUCGGCCCCAGAAGUGGAGCGGCCAAGGGCUCCUCGGGUGCAUUCUGCAUCCGUUUGACGCCCCUGAACGCGUCAAGAAGCUCGCGUCAACGCUAAAGCUAUCGCCCACUGCGACCCAACCGAUCCCGCCCCCUCGCGUCGUUGCCACCGUGCCAAGUCUUCCCAGCCAACUUACACGAGACGAGCCAGCCCCCGAGCCUGCCACACAAACCUUUACCUCGCCAACGACUACAGACGACGCCACGAUGCUCACCGAAACACCACCAAAAAACAUUGCAGACGAGUGCAUCCUGCCAGCCGACACCGCUUACGAGCGCAUCGAAGGAACGACGUCCGACGUCGCAUGCGAGCACUCGACACUUCGUCGAGACGUAAACGAAUCCAUGGCGCUGCGCCACUCGCUGGUGGCCCCAAGCCCGGCCACGGAGAUCCCCAAUGUGGCUCGUACCGCGGAUACUUUGGGCAUCGCCACCGAUGCAGACCUUGCGCAACCCCUGGAUAUGGGUGUACCCUCCAUCACGAACCAACCGGGCAAUCUCGGUGACCGAAAUCGGGCAGCCGAGGCAGCUACGACCGCAGUCACUGUCGAGAACUGUGCGCCGAAAGCAUUCAAUGCUACAGCGCUCCAUCCAACCGUGUCCGAUGGUAGCGACCAUGGCCCGUCUGUCGAAAACCCUCGGCUGGCCACUGCUGGCAACAAGGUACCGCUCCUUGCCACUCCCGAGACCCAACGAGGGCUUGGACCCGACAACAGCGCCUGCACGGACGCGCAACCAAUUGCGACGGAAGAAGGCGAGCCAGGCACACCGUCAACCGAGCCUAUUCAUCGAGGAACUUACCAAGACACUAACUUGGGCAAAAAAGAGCCGUCUGGGCCAGACAAUGAUGCGUCGUCGGCACCAACACCAGAGCAGGAAGCGAUCGAUAUCCCGCGACAACAGGUCGCCCACGUCGAGGAGAGCGCUCUAGAUGACGCCCUAGUCAGUCCAAAUACUGUUCCAGAAGAGCAAGGCUCGAUUUCCCCUCAGCCUGACACGGCCAACGCAUCAUCUCAAGAACCAGAGGGCUCAUCAAGUCAUGUGGAAAGCCAGGAUCACGCCAAGGAAAUGACAGCGGUUGCGUUUGAGGACGACGCAGACGCUCCGCUCAUCGUGCCCCAAUGGCCGGCCCCCGCAGAACGCUUCCCGGCUUCGACCAUCGAGCCAUUCGACGCUCUCAACGAGACCACAACGCCUGCAACGGACGACGUUCACGAGUCGGUGGCAGACAGCACCGUCGACGACGCACCAUACAACUUUCCCGUUGAAGCAUUUGGCGUAUUUGAGGAAGUCACAGGGAAUGCCGCACGUGCGGGGCUUGAGGGAAACGAUUACUUGGUUUGGUACGAUGGCAUGCCAGCGGCCACGGGCGGUCCCCCUUCCAGCAGUGCCCUUCUCAACGCCUUUUCCAAAUGCACCGCGUUCCCACUGCGACUCCACAUCGCGCGCUGGAACGUUGACGCCCUGCUGUACGAGACCCACGACGUAGAGCUCGAGUCCUGGGAUGGGGUCGGGAUCGUUUUGCCGAUUGUUGCCGCCGACGAUGCCACGACGACGACGACUGCGAGCAGCAGCUCUUCUGUUGCCCCACCUGUCGACAACGGAGGCGCGUUUGCCCAAAUCAAUGCAGUAUAUGACACGUCCCCGGCGGACAACGGAGGGUUGAUGGUCGGGGAUCUCGUGUUUUGGAUAACGGACCUCCCCGUGUUCCCCACCCUCGACAGUGUCUCCGACUGGAUCGGUGCCAUGUAUUCCGCGGCCCAGGCCGUCGAAAUCCACGUCUAUCGGUACUCGGUCGACGAUUCCCGCUACGACGAACUCGUGCUUCAAAUCCAGCCCGACCGAUGGUGCGCGCCCCAGCUGCACUUGUCGUCGGCCGUUCGCCGGAACGUCGAGCUGCUUGGCGUGGAUCUCAUCUUCUUCGACAUUCCCGUGCCCCAAACGAUCUAUACUCCGUUCCUCCUUGUCGAGCACGUCAUCGAUGGCUCUCCCGCCGCGGAUGCCGGGCUCGUUGCAGGGGAUUGGGUUGGCAAGAUCGGCCAGCUCACAGCGUCGAGUUUGACGACGAGGCCAGCCGACGACGUCAUGGGCCAAGCGCACUUGUACAUUGACAAGGCCAUGCCUGUGCAGCUCGGUCGGUUUGACCGGACAACGCAAACAAUGCACACAUUUGACGUGACGUUGCGACCGCAAACGUGGGAUGGCGAGGGGCUAGUGGGGUGCCAACUCAGUCCGUGGAGCCCCCAAGACCUGGCCCCAUUCCUCGUCGUCGAGUUGCGCGCGCCGCAAACCCCUUGCGACUCCGCGAUUCAAGAGGGGGACCUCGUCCUGCGCGUCGGAGAUUACGUUCACAGCGCGUCGAUGCAGGAGGUGUCGCUUUACGUCGACAGCCGCGCCACUGUGUUGCUCGUGCUGCAGCGAUGGGACUCGUCCCAAAUGGCGUACACUACGUUUCCUGUGAUCGUCGCUAGUCCACCCACGAGUGCGACAGCAUGGACGUUGGAUGGCAUCGAGAUAGGUGGGUGGUGCUGCGCCGUAUACGAAACGUACUGGGCCAGAUACGAAGAAGCCCAUCCAGCAGAACUGCCGUGCAAAGAGUGCUGGGCCACCACGUUUAGCACGGUCGCUCACGCUGCGGCGUAUGCUGGCCACGACCCGUGCCUGCGGUAUUUGGGCGAAUGCUUUGACGUGUUUGUGAUGGAUUCAUUCGGCCGGACGCCGCUCUUUUACGCGUGUUAUGCCAACCAAGUCGACUGCAUUCAGCUGCUCCUGACAAUGGACUGUUCGAAUCUCAAGGAGGCGAUCGACGCCAAUGGCGACACGCCGCUACAUGCGGCGACCAGCGGCGGGGCCUUGGCCGCGAUUGCGCUCUUGCUCCAAGCCGGCUGCAACCCGGAACCGAUCAAUUACUCGGGAAUGCGACCGGUGCACGUCGCCCCGUCGGCCGAUACGUUGCAAGCGCUCGCUGCGGGCGCCGCAGACCUCCUCGCCUUGGAUGGCUCUGGCCGCACGGCGCUCUCGUACGCAUGCAUGACCGGUGACGAGGCGAGCGUCCAGUACCUUGUGGCCGAGUGUACCGAGUUCAUCGACUUCCCCGACCCCGAAGGCGAUACGCCCCUGCAUUUUGCUGUGGCGGGGGGAUUUUUCACGUGCGUCCAAGCAAUCGUGGCAGCAGCUUCCCCCAAAUACGUCCUCCGCCCGAACAAGGCACAGCAAACUGCUCUGGACGUGGCACGUGCGAACCCCGCCAGCACGGCGAUUGCCCAGUAUUUGGAGCAAACGUGCGUGGUAGACGAGUCGACGGCCGUCCUUCGUUGA
This is a messenger RNA of Aphanomyces invadans, 5943 nucleotides long. RefSeq lists its product as hypothetical. Gene Ontology annotation, biological process: proteasome regulatory particle assembly. The transcript has 20 exons. Gene Ontology annotation, molecular function: protein binding. The record is from RefSeq and is a predicted model, not a curated record. The coding region runs from base 1 to 5943 and encodes 1980 amino acids. Gene Ontology annotation, cellular component: cytoplasm; nucleus. Lineage: Eukaryota; Oomycota; Saprolegniomycetes; Saprolegniales; Verrucalvaceae.